GGGGGGCGAUGAAGACGAAGGAGGGAUUCUUAUUUGCUUGAUGGGUUCUUCUACAUCUGUCCUUUUUGCUCUUAGGAACGAAACUACCUACAUAACUGAAGAAAAACCCUUGUCCUACCCACAAUUUCUGUGGUUCUAUCGCUUUGGGACUGAGAUUGGGAUUCAAGAGAUUUAGUUGUGAUUGCGGGAUGGAAUGAACCGGGAGUUUUCACGUAACAAGGCUUAUUGGGCCUUUUCCUGUUGAUUUGCGAACAUAGGUUUUCAUUCUCCCUUGUUGAAUCAUUUGACAACACUUCAUCUCUCUCUCUCUCUCUUUUUCAAGAAAAUGAUGAAAACAAUUUAGCUGGAAUUGAGAUGUGAGAUUGCACGACGAUGUUAUUCAACAAAGAAAUUGAGGGUUUACAUGAUGAUGGCUUCGAAGGUUCAAAUGAUGAACGCCAUAUUUUCAGGAACACUUUUUUUGGAAAUGAGAAUGGUUACAUCAGUAAGAGGUGUCUGGUAACCGGAGCUAUCAGUUAUGAAGGUGAGGGCAAUGAACACAGAAAUAUGCUGUCGAUUUCAAUUAAUGAGAACUUACAACUGACAAGUCCAUUCUCGACAAAAGAUUUGUGUGUGGAGGACUCCUGCACUGCAAAUGAGAAUUAUAGGCAUGUGAAUUGCAGCCCUAACAGAGUUGGCAGAAGAAUUGCUGAAUCAGGGUGUCUUCAGUAUACCUCAGCCUGUUCAGUUGGAUUAAGUUCCAAUAAAAUCGCAACUAAACAUUCUCCUGAUGUGGGGAACGAGACUCAGAUUGGAACAAGGGAUGAAGUUACUUCUUGCAUUUUUUCUCCAGAUUCAUGCUAUGUUGGUCAAACAAUGGCAUGCUACUUGGUUGAAUCUUCAGGUCAGGGUGUUAUAUCAAGUUGUUAUCUUCUGAAGCGACAAAAUGUGGACCAUGGAGAUGUCAUUGAUGAACCUGGUGCUUCCAAGUGUGAAAUAUCUACUGUACAUGGAAAUGAUGUAAAGUAAGUUCCUGAAAGUAUGCCUACUUCACCUACUUCUCAGGAGCGUUUUAGAACAAAGCUUUAUGUUGCAGAUU
Molecule: messenger RNA, 1078 nt
Organism: Macadamia integrifolia
Lineage: Eukaryota; Viridiplantae; Streptophyta; Magnoliopsida; Proteales; Proteaceae
Product: increased DNA methylation 1-like
Exons: 2
Coding region: 373-1008 (211 amino acids)
Source: RefSeq, a predicted model, not a curated record